GAGGCGCUGAGCGCGGCGUGGGGUUCCUGCCGCACGAAGGACGAGCAGGAGGCCUACAGGCACGCGUUACAUGAGACCAUGGACCUAUGGUACGGGCACGCCGGCGUCACCGUCGUCAGCGUCCACGGGAACCUUGGCCCCGAUGGCGAGCAGAAGCUGGAUGAGGAGGAGGCCGAGGGGCGGCACUGGUUCGGCGACUCUGGCUGGGUGGCGUACGAGCUGCGCGCCGCGCGGGUGCUCCCCCGGCGGAGGAGGGAGGUGACGUGGCCCGCGUUGCAGGAGCUCGGCAGGCAGACGGCGGUCGGCGCCAAGGCCUCCACCGUGGCGAUCGAGGACGGCGGCGAGCCCGGCCGCGCGAGCGCGGACAGCGAUGCCGCGGCGACCAACGAGAGGCGCCGGCGCAUCAGCGUGAGCAGCGUGAGCAGCGUGAGCAGUAUGGGCUCGGCGCCGCGGCACCAGCGCCUGAGCAGGCGGGGCAGCUACGCCAGCACCGCGUCCCUGAGCAGCGUGGGCCAGUCGGACAUCGGCUGGGAUGACAAUCAGCUGCUGACGUCCCCAUGGCCCGUCUCCGCGGACGCCUUCGACGAGCUCACCGCCGAGAAGCGCUUCGCGCACGCGCCCGACCGGGCCACGGUCCAGCGGCUCUAUUGCAGGCUCGCCGCGGCCACGCUCGACGCCGCCGAGGUCUUGGACUUCUCCUCGAUGCCGGCGCCUAGCCAGAGCGCUGCGAGGGGCCUCGGCCAGUACCUCCGCGGCAGCAGCGCCCUCCGGGAGCUGCGCCUCGAGCGCGCGGGGCUGUCGGGCAGGCACGUGGAUGCCAUCGUGGAGGGGCUGAUUUUCGAGGCCGGCGCCGAGGAGGCGUCCCGCUGCCCCCCGCGCAUCCUCGCCGGCCUGGCGCCGACGCCGGCUGCCGGCAAGCCGGACCGGCCGCCGCUGCUGGGGGCGCUGGAGGUGCUCAACCUCCACCACAACACGCGCCUGGGCGAGGAGGGCCUGCGGGCCCUGCGGCGGGCCCUGGAGGGCGGUGCGAUGCCGGCGCUGCGGGUCUUGAACCUGAACCACUGCUCCCUCCAGAAGCCUGGCGGCCAGAUGCUGGUGGAGCUGUUCCCCUACCUGCCCCAGCUCAAGGAGCUGAUUCUGGAGGGCAACGGCCUUGGGGAUAAGUGUGUCCACGACAUCGCGGAGGCGAUGUCGUCCGAGAGCCUCCCGAGGCUGACCACGCUUACCCUCGGUUCGAACCGCGUGGGCAACGAGGGCGCCCGCGCGUUGGCCAAGAAGUCGUACAGCGCACGGUUCAGCCCACUGUCCAGGCUGGACCUCCACUACAACGAGAUCGGGGACGCGGGCGCGGAGGAAAUCGCUGCCGCCGUCCAAGCCGGGAAGCUCCCGAAGAUCAUCGACCUUGAGGGGAAUCUGCUGGAGAGUCGCGGCAUCAGGGCGCUGGAGAAGCUCGGCGUGAAGGUGCUCGACCAGAAGGAGCCCCACGUCUCCUCGAAGGAGGCGUCCGACCGCACCGACCGCGCCGCCGCGCGCCGCCGCCAGAGGAAGCAGCGUGAGUGA
Messenger RNA from Prorocentrum cordatum, 1560 nucleotides. The record is from the annotation of a GenBank genome assembly. NCBI's taxonomy places the organism in Eukaryota, Dinophyceae, Prorocentrales, Prorocentraceae.